Cryptomeria japonica (Japanese cedar) is the source of this 854-nucleotide messenger RNA. RefSeq lists its product as uncharacterized. The transcript is spliced from 3 exons. Gene Ontology annotation, biological process: regulation of DNA damage checkpoint. Lineage: Eukaryota; Viridiplantae; Streptophyta; Pinopsida; Cupressales; Cupressaceae. The coding region runs from base 87 to 539 and encodes 150 amino acids. Gene Ontology annotation, cellular component: nucleus. Gene Ontology annotation, molecular function: DNA binding. The record is from RefSeq and is a predicted model, not a curated record.
UUCAUUCCCGCUUUACUUUCCAUUUUGAUUCAUCCUUCCCUCGUCGCCUUUAUUGCAGUUGCUUGCAGGGCUUCAAGGGAAAAAAAAUGGGGAAAAUUAGCGAAUACGAACGCAAGCGGCAAGAAAACAUUGAACGCAAUGAGCAGAUGCUGGCAGCUCUGCGCGUGCUUUUUGCAGCUCAGGACCUCCGCUCCGCUUCAAAAAAGCCAAAUGGUGAUAACAGUGUGGGAUUAUGGAGCGGACUUGAUUCAGAGAAUGUUGCUGUCACAUAUUGCUACAAUCCUCUACUCAAUUUCAGAGUAACAUGGGGAUGGGAUGAUCAGUACCUUUUUUUUGGUAAUAAAGAUAAGGGUCUCAAUGCAUAUUGUACGGUAACAAAGGCAACAACUACUUUAGACAGUCCAUUUACGAAUGUGGUUUCUACUAGAUUGGCAAAGCAUCCUUUCUGCUGUGGCAUGCUGGCUGCUGGUGGAGGUCUUGGUAAGGUGCAUAUAUGGCAAAACUCAAAGGAGCUUCUUCACAAUGAUAAUGGGAGGUGAAGCUAUACAACUGAGUCUUGCAAUAGGAUUUGAACCGAAUCACAAGUAUAUUAGUGGUUCCUUUUUGCUUUCGAGCCAUUUACCUUUAAUGUGUGACACAGGAAAAUUCAUGUCAGUGUAAUCUACAAUUUUUCAUGGUAUGAAUGAACAUCCUUAUGAGUAUAUAGGGAAGUUUUUUUGUGGCCAAGGGAUUCCUAGCUGUUAUCCCUAACCUUUUGACCAAAAAGAUUGCCAGUUACACACUUUGGAAUUGGAUUUGAUUUUUAAUCUUCUACACAAGGAAGUGUGUAUGCUUAUUGCACUCACUAACAAGAG